UAUUGACACAGUUCAAUGUUUGAACAAACUCAACAGAGAGAUACGACCAUCCCCACUGACUGGAACAUUUUUAACAAGGCAGACAAUUCAAUGGAGAAUUACGAGAAAUAUACCGAAAAUGGGUUCGACACAGAUGAAGCUCCCUUCUAUCAUAGCCAAGACCAGAAACCAGUAUCCACAUUCACGGUAAGAGAUGGGCCCAGUUUUCCGCAUUACCGAUUGGUUACAAUAUGUUUGGGGCCACUUGGUGCUCUUCUACUGGUUGUUGCCAUUGUCCUGGGAGUAUACUGUAAUAAAGUCAGUGAGAGUCAUCUUCCACUAUAUCAGAAUUUAACACAGAUCAGCAGUGAGCUGGAGCAACUCAGAGCCUCCCAGAACAAUGUGAUUCAUGCUAAAGAGGAGGCCCAGAGAAAGUUACACAGAGAGCUCACUAGCCUCCACCAACUAGAGAUAGCAUUACAGCAACAGACGACCAGCAGCGAUAACUUUCAGGCGCAGAUUGAGAGCCUUCGCAAGGACAAGACGCAGCUGCAGUCCCAAAUAUCUUCGCUUGAGCUAAGCUGUGGCCUAUGUUUGCCAGGAUGGGAUCUGCUAAACUCAACAUGUUACUACUUUGCCAUUUCUGAUGCCAAAGAGUCUAGAAGCUGGGGAGAGGCCAGAAAAGAAUGUUUAAGUUAUGGAGCUGACCUAGUUGUGGUAGAUAGCUGGGAGAAGCAGGAUUUUAUCAAUAAGGCAAUACAAGCAUUAAGAUACAGCUCAGGAUCCUGGCACCUAACAGGGUUCUGGAUUGGACUGAAGGAGGAAGAGGAUAAAGAGGGAACCUGGGCAUGGCUUGAUGGGACUGAACUGACUCAGGGAUACUGGGCAGAUGGGGAGCCUAACGACGAUAUGAAUAACGAGGACUGUGCAGCCAUUUACUCCAAAAACCAUCCCAAGACGACUUGGGAUGCCAUGAAGACUUGGAACGAUGCCCCAUGUAGAUAUGCACUGAAAUGGAUAUGUGAAAUGAAAGCAAAGGAAGUUCAGGAAUUAAAGUUGUAAUAAUUUGUCUCAUGAGUGUUGUCAUAUGCAAAGACACUACAUGUUAAAAGAAAAUGUUUAUAACAAAAGUAAAUUAAAAUUGGGCAAUUAUAAUACAUCA
Salvelinus fontinalis (brook trout) is the source of this 1141-nucleotide messenger RNA. Its product is annotated as asialoglycoprotein receptor 1-like. The record is from RefSeq and is a predicted model, not a curated record. NCBI's taxonomy places the organism in Eukaryota, Metazoa, Chordata, Actinopteri, Salmoniformes, Salmonidae. The coding region runs from base 16 to 1041 and encodes 341 amino acids. The transcript has 6 exons. Gene Ontology annotation, molecular function: signaling receptor activity.